GGAUAUAUUACGCGGGGCACCUUGGCGAGAGCCGGGUACGGCUCAAUGUUACGGUGGGCUUAGUGCUCCGGGAAGGGGUGUAGUGUUUCAGAGGAGGCAAGAAAGGAGACACGAGGGAAUCUGCAGCUCAAGGGGACAAACUAAACGACACGAUCAAUCAUGCCUGCUCAAAACAAAGACGACGGAGGAUGGAAGAAGUUUUUAUGGAAUUCGGAGACGAAGGAAUUUCUUGGGCGCACCGGUGGGAGUUGGUCAAAAAUCCUCCUGUUCUAUCUCAUCUUUUAUGGCUUCCUGGCUGGGAUCUUCAUUGGCACCAUCCAGGUUCUCCUCCUCACCCUGAGCGACUUAAAACCCACCUGGCAGGAUAGAGUAGCUCCUCCAGGACUCAGUCACCACCCACGCUUGGACAAGGCAGAGCUGAUGUUCUCCCCAGAUAGUAUCGAAACGUACCUGGAAUACACCAAAGCCAUGAGAGAAUUUCUUUCACAGUAUUACGUGGAGAAACAGGACGAUGCAAUGCAGUUUGAAGACUGUGGAGAUCAACCUCAGGAUUACAAGAACAGAGGUGAUUUAGAGAGUGAUAUUGGUGUGAGGAAAGCCUGUCGGUUCUCGAGAGCUUGGCUUGGGCCCUGCUCUGGUAUAGAUGACCGUCAUUUUGGAUUUGGUAUAGGGAAGCCCUGCGUGAUUGUUAAGCUCAACAGGAUUGUGAACUUCAGACCCAGGCCACCGACUUCCAAUGAAACCAUUCCAGAAGAGGCACAGCACAAAGUCCAGCCCAAUGUGAUUCCUAUGCACUGCACAAACAAGAAAGAAGAAGAUGCAGGUAAGCUCGGCGAGGUGAAGUACUACGGCAUCGGAGAAGGCUUCCCGCUUCAGUAUUACCCCUACUACGGGAAAAAGCUGCACGGCCAUUAUCUGCAGCCACUGGUGGCCAUCCAGUUCGUAAACAUAACCCUAAACACGGAGAUCCGCUUCGAGUGCAAAGUGUUCGGGGAAAACAUUUACUACAACGACAAGGAUCGCUACCAAGGACGAUUCGAUGUUAAAAUCGCUUUCAAGUCAUGACCUCUGAACUAGAGUACCUCCGCUCUCUCCCUAUUUAAAAGGCGAACUAAGGCCCCAUUUCUGACCUGAGAUACGAAGGCAACAGAGGUACGCGUCUCACCGGUCUUCCUCAGCGUUUAACGGGGGGAUUUGGUUUUUGAAUGUACAAGUGUCUCAUGUCAGAAAGUGGCCUCAUUCUAGUUUAGGAGAGAUUUUAAAAAAAGAGAAUAAUAAUGAUAAAAAAGCAUAUUUAAAAACGCUAGUCUAAAACAUACCAUCUUAUACACGUGGGACCUAACAUUGUCUGUACUCUUCACUUAGCUUUUUCCUCUACCAGUCUAAAGGUUAGAACGUAUACACCUGAAAGAUUAGCCAUAGCGUAGAAUAUUUAUUCUGCUACUGAACGAGAACUGUUCCAGA
Molecule: messenger RNA, 1464 nt
Organism: Triplophysa rosa
Lineage: Eukaryota; Metazoa; Chordata; Actinopteri; Cypriniformes; Nemacheilidae
Gene: atp1b1b
Product: ATPase Na+/K+ transporting subunit beta 1b
Exons: 6
Coding region: 160-1065 (301 amino acids)
Biological process (GO): sodium ion export across plasma membrane; intracellular potassium ion homeostasis; potassium ion import across plasma membrane
Cellular component (GO): sodium:potassium-exchanging ATPase complex
Molecular function (GO): ATPase activator activity
Source: RefSeq, a predicted model, not a curated record